Diuraphis noxia (Russian wheat aphid) is the source of this 2312-nucleotide messenger RNA. RefSeq names its product SNW domain-containing protein 1-like. Gene Ontology annotation, biological process: mRNA splicing, via spliceosome. NCBI's taxonomy places the organism in Eukaryota, Metazoa, Arthropoda, Insecta, Hemiptera, Aphididae. The record is from RefSeq and is a predicted model, not a curated record. Gene Ontology annotation, cellular component: spliceosomal complex.
UCUUAGAAAAUCUUUAAAUCAUAUUAUUAUAUAAUAUCUUGAUUCGUGUAUAUGUCAUAUGACUCAAAUGAGUCAAAUUUUCAAAAUUAUUGUUAUCAAGUUCCGCUUGAGCUUUGAGUCAUAAUUUGAUCUUCAUUUUCUUGUUAAACUUGUCAUAUUAAUUAUUUUUAUUUGACAAAACAUUAGAUUACACCAUGUCUCUAUUUAGUGUAUUACCAGCCCCUACACAAUUUCUUCAGGAUUUGGAAGAAGAUGACGAAUCAAAUGAAACGCUUGCUGAGAAAACCAAUACAUAUGAAGUGUAUGCUGUUAAAAUCCCACCGUAUGGGAAUAGAAAUGGAUGGGUACCAAGGACUGUUGAAGAUUUUGGGGAUGGUGGCGCUUUUCCGGAAAUCCAAGUUGCACAGUAUCCAUUGAAUAUGGGAAAAGAAAAUAAAGAAUCUGUUUCAAAUGCUCUUGCAUUGCAGUUAACUUCUGAUGGUAAAGUUAAAUAUGAUGUGAUUGCUCGCCAAGGUCAAAGAAAAGAUAAAGUGAUUUAUUCAAAAUUAUCUGACAUGCUUCCAUCUGAGGUGAUCAAUGAAGAUGAUCCUUCUUUGCAAAAGCCUGAUUUAGAAGAAGUUGCAGAUCUCACUGAAAAAACAAGAGCAGCACUCGAAAAAUUGACUAAUUCUAAAGUUUCGGCUGCAUUACCAGUACGAGCAGCAGAUAAACCUGCUCCUGUUCAAUGGUUCCGCUAUACCCCUACUGAACAAGGAAAAGAAUAUAAUUCUGGAUCAAAACAGCGUGUAGUAAGAUUAGUGGAGGCUCAGAAAGAUCCCAUGGAACCUCCAAAAUUUAAAAUCAAUAAAAAAAUUCCUCGGGGUCCUCCAUCACCUCCUGCACCUUUAAUGCAUUCUCCUACCAGAAAGACAUCUGUUAAAGAACAAAAAGAAUGGAAAAUUCCUCCAUGUAUAUCCAAUUGGAAAAAUGCUAAAGGUUAUACAAUUCCAUUAGAUAAGAGAUUAGCUGCUGAUGGUCGAGGUUUACAACAAAAUCAUAUAAAUGAAAAAUUCGCUAAACUGGCCGAAUCCUUAUACAUAGCAGAUCGAAAAGCUAGAGAAGCUGUUGAAAUGAGGGCUCAGCUGGAAAAGAAAAUGGCACAAAAAGAAAAGGAAAAGAAAGAGGAACAUCUUAGAGCCAUGGCUCAAAAAGCCAGGGAAGAAAGAGCAGGUAUUCGGCUUCCUGGAUCCGCUAAAAAUGAUGAAUCUCGUGAACGUGAUCAAUUGCGUUUGGAACGACAAAAAGAUAGAGCUCGUGAUCGUAAUCUUGCUAGAAAUGCUGACAGUCGUAAAAACAAAGUAUUGCGAGAUCGAGAUAUUAGUGAACAAAUUGCUCUUGGACUCCCAGCAAUCACUAGAAAAACUGGUGAUACUCAGUACGAUCAACGUUUGCUUAAUACAACAGCAGGUAUGGAUACCGGAUUUGGAGAUGAUGAAGAAUAUAAUGUGUAUGAUAAACCUUGGCGUGGAAAUAGCUCUUUGGCUCAACAUAUUUACCGUCCAUCUGCUAAUAUUGAUAAAGAAGUGUAUGGUGAUGAUUUAGACAAAAUUGCUAAGACAAAUAGGUUUGUGCCAAACAAAGAAUUUAGUGGAACAGAUCGUGAUCCUAAAGCCAGUGGUCGAUCUGGACCUGUUCAAUUUGAAAAACAUCAGCAAGAAGAAGAUCCAUUUGGUUUGGAUCAGUUCUUAACUCAAGCCAAGCAUGCAUCUAAAAGAUCUCAGCCACAACAACAAGACCGUGACAAACGUCGUAGAAAAGAUUAAUUUCUUUAUUUCUUAUUUAGUGUUAAAAUGUUUUUUGUCCAUUAUUAUAGAAGUUAAAAUUUUCAUUUAAAUCUUUUACUUCUCCAGACUUACUAUUACAUUUAUGUGUUUCAUAAUAUUAUCAUUUUCCRGUAACCAUACAAUUUUAGGAUAUUUAUUUAAACUUAAAUAAAAUAAUCUCAAAAUUUAAAAUUUUUGUUGAAACUUUAUUCUUUCACUUUUACACCUUGAUGAAACUAACAGUUUACACUACAAAUUUGCACAAAAAACUAACCCGCCAGAACUUAAAAUUUGUCAAAUGCGAAUUAUAAAUACCUUCAAAUAGUGAAAAAAUAACUUUAAUAUUAAGAAUGCAACAUUCAAUAUAAUUUUUCAUAUAGCCACUAGAAAUAUGUGUUAGUGCUGAAUUAUUUAAUUUUCAAAGCAAGAUAGCCAUAUUUACUUUAUGGCAGUAAACUUUAAUACAUCAUUUCUCAACCUUUUUAGUGUCUUGACCCCCAAAAUAGGUAU